Molecule: messenger RNA, 4409 nt
Organism: Arachis duranensis
Lineage: Eukaryota; Viridiplantae; Streptophyta; Magnoliopsida; Fabales; Fabaceae
Product: putative disease resistance RPP13-like protein 1
Exons: 4
Coding region: 228-2897 (889 amino acids)
Biological process (GO): defense response to other organism
Molecular function (GO): ADP binding
Source: RefSeq, a predicted model, not a curated record
UCUCUCAUCUCUUCUCUCUAGUGUUUGGUGUUCUCCUUGCAAAAAUGACCUCUCUCUCUCAACCCUAACUCACCUCAGCCACUUCAACUAAUCAUGUUUGGAUACUAGCAUUUGGGCUUUUUCUCCACAUAGGAAGGGAGCCCAAAAACCCAACACUCAUCAAAGCUGAAAUUCGCAGCAAGGUACGCACUCGGCUUCCUAGCUUAAUUAAUUUGUCUGAUAGGAAGAUGGCGACCAAGAUAGAAGAGGUGGUUAAAAGAAUAGAAGAUCUUCAGAAACUCAAAGAUACUCUUGGUCUUAAAGAGAUUCCAACGGGUAGCUCCUCAUGGAGACCUCCAUCCACUUCUCUUGAAAGGGGGAUUGUGUACGGCAGGGAUGAUGACAAACAGGCAUUAAUCAAGAUGCUAAAUGACAACAAUCAUCAUAGCUUGUCCGUCAUCUCUAUUGUUGGUAUGGGCGGGGUUGGUAAAACUACUUUAGCACAAUGCCUCUACAACAAUACAGAUUUGAUGAAGGGGUUUGAUCUAAAAGCAUGGAUUUGUGUUUCUGAAAAUUUUGAUAUCGUUGAGACUACAAAGAAUCUUAUAAAGGAGAUCACUUCCGGUGUUUGUUGUCUUGACGGCUUUAAUUUACUUCAACAAGAUUUGAAGGAAAAAUUGUCGGAAAAGAAGUUCUUCGUUGUUUUGGACGAUAUUUGGAGUAAUGAUGGUGACAAGUGGAAAAGUUUUAUUACUCCUUUUCAAUAUGGGAGGAAGGGAAGUACUGUUCUUCUAAUUACUCGCAAGGAAAAUGUUGGUCCAAUAGUCCAAAAUUAUAACUCUUACUUUCUCAAUGGUCUGUCAGAUGAUUAUUGCUGGUCUAUUUUUGCGGACAAUUCAUCCUUUCCUGAAUCAAAUGGGAGUUCAGAACUUGAAGAAAUAGGUAGAAAGAUUGUCAAGAAGUGUGAUGGCUUGCCCUUAGCUGCAGAAACACUUGGACGCUUGUUGCGCUCAAAGCAUGAUGUAGAAGAAUGGAAUAAAGUACUAUCGAGUGACAUUUGGGAAUUUCCUGUGACAGAUAGUAAGAUUCUUCCAGCAUUGUUAAUAAGUUACUAUCAUCUGCCUGCCUAUUUAAAACGGUGCUUUGUUUAUUGUUCAUUGUAUCCCAAAGACCAUAAAUUUGAUAAAGAUGAAUUAAUCUUGCUAUGGAUGGCUGAAGAUCCUUUGCGAGCACCAAAGAGGAGAGAAACUUUGGAAGAAGUUGGUCGUGAAUGUUUUGAUGACUUGGCUUCAAGACUAUUUUUCAAGCAGGUCGAAAGCAGUGAGAAGUAUUUUGUGAUGCAUGAUCUCAUGCAUGACCUGGCAACUUUUCUUGCUGGAGAAUUUUAUUGUAGAUUAUCAGAAGAACUUGGUGAAAAUGAAGAGAUGAGGAUUCUGACUCGUCAUUUGUCAUGCGAUUAUCCAAUCUUUGAAAAACUCUGUUCCUCUAAAAGUAUAGAAUCUUUGAGGACAUUCUUGUUUAUCAAUAAUGCUCAAUUUCAUGUUAGGAAAGAAAGCACAAGGUUAACAUGUGACAUAUUGUCAAAGAAUAAAUACUUGAGAGUUUUAUCCUUUGAUGAACUUUGUGUAUUUCCUGAUUCAAUGGGCAAACUGAUCCACUUGCGCUAUUUGAAUCUCUCUCAGACUGAGAUUAAGACAUUGCCGGAGUCACUGUGCAAGUUGUGUAAUCUACAAACAUUAAAGCUAAGAUAUUGUUCAAAGUUGAGGAUGCUACCCAAUGGCAUGUACAAUCUUGUGAAUUUGCGGCAUCUUGAUAUAUGGGGUACUCAUCUAAAAGAAAUGCCAAAGGGAAUGAGCAAAUUGAACCAGUUGCACAUUUUAAGCAACUACAUGGUAGGCAAGAAUGAAGAUAGUGGAAUCCAAGAGUUAGGAGGGCUUCCAAAUCUUCAUGGAUCAUUUGGGAUUCAGAAACUGGAGAAUGUUAUUUAUGUCAAUCAGGCAAGGAAUGCAAAGAUAAGAGAUAAGAAGCACAUUGACGAAUUAUGGUUGGAAUGGUCUUCAAGUGAUGAUAUGGUUUCUGACACACAAACUGAAAGAGAUAUACUGGAUAACUUGCAACCGCACAAUGGCUUGAAAGAGUUGACAAUAUGGGGAUACAGGGGUACAACAUUUCCAAAUUGGGUGGGGAAUUGUUCAUACCAAAAUAUGACUAGUGUAUCUCUAGAGUCUUGCAACAAUUGCUACUUGCUGCCUUCACUUGGACAGCUGCCAUCUCUUCAGUCCCUUCGCAUUGAUGAUUUCGGACAGCUCAAGAGUGUUGGCAUGGAGUUUUACAAGAAUGAAGGCUAUCAACAUUCUUCGCCUAUUGCACUAUUUCCCUCAUUGCAGCUUUUGGAGUUUGAUAACAUGCCAUGUUGGGAGGAGUGGUGCUUACCUGACUCAGAAGCUUUUCCUCAGCUUAAGAGCCUUCAAAUAAACGAUUGUCCAAUGUUAAAGGGAGAUAUGCUUAAUAGUGUGCUAAUGCGAAUCAUUUCUUCCUCGUUGGAUGUUUUGAAAGUGAGCAAACUGGAAAUACAAGAAGGUCAUCAAGGAUGGGGUAAAGAGAUGACACUUGAUGGAGACAGUUUAUCAUUUAGUGAAUGUGAAUCUGUGUUGGAGUAUGCAAUGGUCAUCAACCAUCUAACUUCCCUCCAAGAAAUACACAUCUCAGGGUGUUUGUCUGCUAUAUCCUUUCCAGGAAAUUGUUUACCCAAAUCAUUGCAAAAGCUCACAAUCUUGAAUUGCAGCAAACUGGAAUUCCCCCAGCAACAGCAGCAGAAGUAUGAUUUGGUAGAGCUACGAAUAGAACACAGCUGUGAUUCACUGACCUCAUUGUUGUUGGAUGCCUUGCCUUUCCCAAUCUCAAGAAUCUGGAUAUAAGAGGGUGUUCAAAUUUGGAAUCAGUUUCAAUGUCAGGGCCACCACAUGCUGCUCUUCAACAUCUCACCAUCUCUAAAUGCCUCAAAUUAGUGGCAUCUCCGACUGGCUGCACCCAACUUGGCUCAUCUCGAUGUUAGCUGGUGCUCAAAGUUAGAGGCAUUGCCACUUGACAUGAAUAGUCUUCUUCCAAGUUUACAGUCUCUUGACAUUCGAGCUUGCCCGAACAUUUGUAGGUUGCCAGAGGGUGACUUGCUGCCUAAGUUAAGGUCACUUACUGUGGGAGGUUGCGAGCAACAGUUGAGGGGUCUAUCAUGGAUGAGAAACUUGGACACCCUCACUCAUCUUACCAUUGAUGGCUCUAACUGUGAAAGCAUCAAGUCAUUCCAAGAGAUGGGUUCGCUGCCUCAACUUAACACACUGUGUCUCUUUCACUUUCCAAAUCUGGAAACGUUGGAGUGCAAUGAGCUUCUCUGCCUCACUUCCCUCCAACAAUUACAUAUUUCAUUCUGUGACAAGUUGGAGAAUAUGGCAGGAGAAAAGCUGCCAUGUUCUCUGUUACUACUUCAAAUUAAAGAGUGUCGUUUGCUAGGAGAACACUGUAAGAAGAAGCAUCAACAAAUUUGGCAAAAAAUUUCCCACAUCCCCACCAUUCAAGUCAAUGGCAACCAAAUUUUCUGAAUAGAGAUUUUUGACCAGGUAGCUUGUGUACAUAGCGAGAUGUAAUCCUAUACCUUUGGCUAUAUAUCUUCAUUUUAAUUCUAAGUUCAUUUGAGGUGGUAAUUAAGCUGGAUUGAUGUGUUGGUAACCAGAAACUGUGUUCUCUGAUCUUGGCUUCAUGUUAUUGAAAAGCAAAGACAUGAUGGAGAAAUUUGGAGUGACACUUAUUAUUGAAAAGCUUUUCUUGUUAUCGAUUUGGAAACUUUGUCAAACAGAUUUCCCAAGGUGACAACUAAUGCCGUCAAAGAAUAUGAUUUCCACAUUGAAAGAUGACAAUCCUGUACCUGAAAUAGUCCUUAGAAGGUGAAGUUGUAGAGAUGCCAUCAGACAACACUUUCAUUCCUAUCAACUUCACUCAUUGAUCUUUAUCUGGAGAUACAUUGAGGAUCAAGUGGCAAUUGCCAUGAGAGAAUUGCAGUUCUGGGUUGGAUCUUGAAUGGCAGUUUCAGUCAAAACAAGCAACAGAAAUGCAGUCAUUUUCCACAUUUACUUUUGUUUUUUCAAAGAAAAAAUAAGAUAGAAGAUUACUGAUGUUAUUAUGAAUAUUACAUAUCCUUUUAUCUCAUCAUCCAGAAAGAGAACUACAUGAACUCAAUACUAUACUUUUGCAUUGUUUUAAAGAGAUGCCUUUGAUUUGAUAUAUCUUUCAAUGACAAGCAAUGACUGUGAGCUAAAUAGAAGCUAAAUAACUCAAAUAAAUACACACAGUAAUGCUGAAUGAUUGGAAGGAACAAAUCUUUCAUCGCAAAUUAAAGAACUGCUGUGUGAUGUGAUGUAGAUUUGAGCAAAUAUUUA